AUGCCCCAAUCACCUUUAGAACGUGUUUUGAGUUUAUCGAUAUUUGGAAGUGAUGAAGACGAGGGAGAGUUAGAAGUGCUCGCUAUGAUGGAGAAACAACAUCGGUGGAUUAAAUCUAAACCACACCGGUGGGAAGAUUUAAGACCACCCCCACCAUCAGAAGACACUCAAGAGCCCAAAACGGGGGCAUAUCUGAAACAGUUACCGGCAAAUCUGAAAUAUGUGUUUCUUGAUGCUGAAAAGAAAUGCCCAGCUAUUAUCAAUGUCAGUUUACAAAGUGUCCAAGAAGCAGAACUCAUUCAAGUACUAAAAAAAUACAAGAGUGUGAUUGGAUGGGCAAUUGAGGAUUUGAAAGGGCUAAUUUACCCCAUAUCCGACAGCUCAUGGGUUAGUCCAGUACAUGUGAUACCCAAAAAUGGGGGAACUACUGUGAUAAAAAAUGAGAAGAAUGAGUUAAUCCCAACCAGAAUUGUUACAGGUUGGAGAGUUUGCAUUGAUUACCGGAGGCUGAAUAUUGCAACAAGAAAAGACCACUUCCCUUUAUUCAUCGAUCAAAUGUUGGAAAGGCUAGCCGGUCAUGACUACUAUUGUUUCCUUGAUGGGUACUCGGGAUAUAAUCAGAUUGAUGUGGCUCCUGAAGAUCAAGAGAAUAUCGCCUUCACAUGCCCCUAUGGUGUUUUCGCUUAUAGGACAUCGAUAUUUGCUGACAUGCUUGAAAAGCAUAUGGAAGUAUUUAUGGAUGACUCUUUUGUGUUCAUAAGAGACUUUUCCAAAAUCGCCAAACCACGAACAAGCCUACUUGUGAAAGACACAUCUUUCCUUUUUGACAAGAAGUACAGUGAAGCUUUUGAGACCCUGAAGAAGGAACUAGUGUCUGCUCUCAUAGUUAUUGCCCCUGAUUGGUCUCUCCCUUUUGAGAUUAUGUGUGAUGCAAGUGAUAAUGUUGUGGGGGCAGUACUAGGACAACGAAAGGCGAAGCACUUGCAUGUGAUCUACUAUGCAAGCCACAUGUUGAAUCCCACUCAAAUGAAUUAUGCAACCACUGAAAAAGAGCUACUCGAAUCAAAACCACGGUUGCUGCGAUGGAUUCUACUUCUGCAAGAGUUUUAUCUGGAAAUCAGAGACAAAAAGGGGAGUGAAAAUACUGUUGCUGAUCACUUAUCUCAGAUGUUUCUGAUCCAAGAAAUAGAAGAAAAACACCCAAUCGGAGAUGAGUUCACCGACAAACGUAUCCUACCCGUUACUAAUGUCCCUUGGUUUUAUGUGUGGGGUGAUCCAUUCUUGUACAAAAAAGGAAUAGAUGGGUUGGUUCGAAGAUGUGUCCCAGAGGAAGAACAAAAGGAGAUCCUCAGAGCUUAUCAUAACUCAGAAUAUGGAGGACAUUUUGGUGGAGAUAGAACAACAACAAAAGUCCUCCAGUCUGGGUUGUACUGGCCUGCACUUUCAAAGAUUCCCAAGGGAUAG
Molecule: messenger RNA, 1464 nt
Organism: Lathyrus oleraceus (garden pea)
Lineage: Eukaryota; Viridiplantae; Streptophyta; Magnoliopsida; Fabales; Fabaceae
Exons: 5
Coding region: 1-1464 (487 amino acids)
Source: RefSeq, a predicted model, not a curated record